Ruditapes philippinarum (Manila clam) is the source of this 2467-nucleotide messenger RNA. RefSeq names its product protein starmaker-like. The coding region runs from base 241 to 1434 and encodes 397 amino acids. NCBI's taxonomy places the organism in Eukaryota, Metazoa, Mollusca, Bivalvia, Venerida, Veneridae. The record is from RefSeq and is a predicted model, not a curated record. The transcript is spliced from 5 exons.
AUAUGAAUGUGUUGAUCUAAGAGUAAACGUAUACUACAUGGAUUAAUCGAUCAGUUUACGUGACUGUUUAUAGUGUUAAAAAGGAAUAAACCAUUAAGUUUUAAUUUAAUACUAAAAAUUGUUAUAUAAAUGAAGACAUUUACGAAGUUCCAUAUCAUUCAUGAGGGCAUAGGAUUUAAACUGAAAACAGAGAGUGGAAAAGCAAUAUCAAUGCAAAAAGUUAGAUAGAUAGCACUUCCAAUGGCAUCACAAACAUCUAUCAAGAGGGAGGAACAUAACUACCUUCGACUGAAUCUAUUAGUGGUCAAGCUCUCCACAGCUGUGCUCAAAGCUAGAUUUAACAAAAGCGUUCCACCUAAAAGACUUCGUAAGAAGCUGAAAAAAUCUCUUGGAAAAAUAGAAAUCGGCAAGAAAAAGAACAUUUUAAGUCAAAAGCAAUACGAUUUACUGUUUCCUCAAGACGCAGCACCAAAUUCUGAUGUAUUCGAUGUUACUUUACUUGUGUAUUUGUUAAGACAUAUAUGUGGACUCGAUGGAAGAAGUAAGUGGUGGACGGAGAAAGAGAACAGAAACAUUCCAGAUUCGGUUGUUGAAGAAGUGGCUGAUAUCGUUCGAAUAAGAAAUGUUCGGAACGAGAUUCAACAUGCACAGGGAGCGUCUAUCGACCAAAAGAAUUUUGAAGAAAAAUGGGACGUAACUGAAAAGGCUAUUUUGCGACUAAGUGAAGUUUGCGGUUUGCAAGAACUACCCAAGGAGAUAGAGAUGAUUAAGAAUCAACCAUUUGAUACUGUCCAAGAGAAGGUUGUUGUCAUUAUGCAGUCACAUGGUUUUGAUGACGAUUAUCGAUACUAUGAUGACGAUGAUGAAUAUUAUGAUUAUGAUGACUAUGACGAUUACGACGAUUAUGACGACUAUGACGGUGAUAGGUAUUAUUCGGAUGACUCCGAUUCUGAAUAUUCCGAUGUUGAAUCCGAUGAUAGUAGGUAUAGAAAAUAUGAACGCGAUUAUCGUGACAACAAAUACGAUCGGUCAGAUGAAAGCGAUACAUAUGAUGAUAAACAUGAUGAUAUCGAUUAUGGUGCUGACAAAGAUUAUUACCACCAAGACAAGAACAGCCGUUCCAGAGAUCGUGAUAGUCAUGAAGAUGCUCAUGAUGAAAACAAUUCACGUAGAGACAAAUAUAGUGACGACGAUUCUGAUGAUGAUGAUAAUACUAGUAUUAGAAGAAAACAUGACUCAGAUUAUAUCGAUAAUCGAAGAAAAAAUCGUGAUGAUACUGAACGUCACAGAUAUGAUCGUGAAUAUAUCGAUUAUCGAGAAGACAGGUAUGAUGAUUACGAUAGACGUGAUUAUCGAGACAGAUAUGACGAUUAUCGUGGUCGUAAACGAUAUCAUGAAGAGGUUGAUUAUGACAGCGAGUCUGAUGACGACUGAAUAUAACAAAGUAAAGUGGUGUUAGACAGGGCAGCAUAUUAUCUGUUUUUGUUUUUCCCAUCCACACCGUUUAAGCAUCAAUAAAGAAAAGAUGUAAUGAUAAAAACGAAAAGUAGCAGAUAUUCAAGUUUCCUUGACCUCGAAGUUCAAAACAGUUAUUUUGGGCAGAUAAUGCAUUACCGAAUAGAGACUCGUAUAACUUUGUAAAAUUAAAAUAGAGAAAAAAAACAAUACAUAAAAGAACAAAGCAUACAUACUGUGAGCAAAGAGUAACGGAGAGAAAACGAUGAUCUGAUUUUAAUGAGACUGAGCAAAUGUCAGAUCUUGGUUAUUAAGUCUUAAAUUUUAGAUUAUGUUUGCCAAUUUCCCAGAUCCUGUUGAUGGUAAAAAACCUGUACCGCCUUAACUUUUUUUUGUAUUUUAAAGUUGGCAUUUCAAUAAGGAGAACGUAUAUGUUUCCUCUUUAUAUAAUCAUGUUAAAUAUUCUUUUGUUAUAAUACAUGAAAAUUAUCUCAAUAGUAAUGCGUUAAGGAAAUAUCUUACAAAAUUUAGAAUAUCUUUUUUUUCCUCAUUCAUCACAUGUAUAUAAGAGAAGAUACCAUACGAAUAAAACUGUUAGAACUGAAAAAUAGUGUGUAUAUUGUAAUCUUCAUGACGUUAAAGACGAAUAUCAUUGCAUUACCUUAAUAUUGUAACGGUAUAAGAAGAAUUAUAUAAAACGAUACUAUUAAACAAGACCUAGUUUGUUUAAAUUGAUUCAUAUGCUGAAAUCAUAAAAAAUGAAAUGUACUGAUAAAUGUAUUCUUAUAUAUAAGAAAUUUUUGUUGACAUGGAAUUUCCUUCUUUUCUAGACAAAACAUAACUUUAUUAAUAAUACUCUAUGUCAAUAUGAAAAUAGCCUAUUUGAAUUUUAUCAUUUUAAUUUAUAUAUAGUGUAUAUUCAUUGUCAUUUUGUUUAUAUUUGUAUGUCGAUGUAUAAUUGUACAAUUCAAAAAUAUAGCAUCCGUACUGUUCUGUAAUUCAAUAAAAAUAC